Messenger RNA from Acyrthosiphon pisum (pea aphid), 2872 nucleotides. RefSeq lists its product as uncharacterized. The transcript has 3 exons. The record is from RefSeq and is a predicted model, not a curated record. NCBI's taxonomy places the organism in Eukaryota, Metazoa, Arthropoda, Insecta, Hemiptera, Aphididae. Bases 656 to 1591 code for a protein of 311 amino acids.
CGAGUUGCUUGUUAUUUUCACCGUCGUGAUAACUCGCGUUAUUACAACGCUCUUUACGCGUUCCGCUUUCGCCGUCGUGCAAAUAACGUAAUAUUAAUUGUUAUUAACGUUGUUGCGGCUAUCUGUUAUCAUAUUGUACACUAGGUAGGCGUUCUCGUAUUUUAUAUUUCUCAAUACACGUUUGGUUGUUGUGUGGCUUUUAAAAAGCAGACCGAAAAUAGUAAUAUUAUCGUACUCUGCGAGCACUCUUUCCGGUAUCUUUCUUCACGAGUCAUUUUGAAGCGUGCGUCUAACUUCGAGUACGCGUAGUAGGUACCGUUCGCCGUCGUCGAACACCACACGUCCGAGUGCGAGUCUCAUCCUCCGUCGUAAGUAUUUACGGGUUGCUCGUUAUUUACACCGUCGUGUUUACUCGCGUUAUUAUAAGUUAUAACCCCACGUACGCGUUGUCCACGACAUAAUAUUUCGCCGACGAUAUAAAUUAUCCCGUCAUAAAAAGUGUCCGCCGUCGUCACGUCCAUCGCCGCCGUGCCAACGACUUACAUUUUCUAUUGUCUCAUCGACCAAUUCCCUCGUAAUUUGUUGCACCGAAGAUUCUACAGUACGCGCAAAGCACUCGCUACUAGCCGUGAAUUGUUUGGAACCCACAUCUACGAUGGCAGCUAACGACAAUAAAACAUACAUCAUACCCAGUCUUUUGAAGUCAGCUUACCAUGCAUGUAUCAAGAUCCACCGGGACAAGUACGACGAGUUGCGAGUUCCAGAUGUCGACUUGCAAUUUUGUUGCAAGUCCAUUUACCGAAUCAUAAGAAUGAACACGGAGAGUGGGAAUUUUGACUCAUUCAGCGAUAGGCGGUUCAUGUAUAAUAAAGUGCAGAAUUAUGCUUAUGACGAGUCAAUGAAAAACAUAUGUGAAAAGGCUGCAUCUUUCGGACACAUCGAUUGUCUAAUGUUGGCUCGCGAGAUUGGCGUUCCCUGGUCCGAUUCGAGCGAGUAUGGUCAAUCGGCAUGCUCCCAGGCUGCGAGAAAUGGACACCUAAUGUGUUUGAUUUAUGCUCAUGAAAAUGGUAGUCAUUGGGAUGAAAGAACAUGUUCUGAUGCUGCAAUGAAUGGAAACCUCGCAUGUCUUAAAUAUGCUCAUGAACAAGGAUGUCCAUGGGAUGUGUCUACGUGUCAUAACGCUGUAAAAAUGGGAGACCUUAACUGUCUUCGGUAUGCUCAUGAGAAUGGGUGUCCUUGGGACCAAAAUACAAUAUGUUCUAAAGCUGCAUUUAGUGGACGCCUUGAGUGUUUGAGGUAUUUACACGAAAGUGGUUGUCCAUGGGACAGGAAUACGUGUUAUGGUGCUGCAAAAAAUGGAUAUCUAUAUUGUCUGAUUUAUGCUCGUAAACAUGGAUGUCCAUGGGAUAAACGCACGUGUACUGCGGCUGCGAGUGGUGGAUUCCUCGAAUGUCUCAGAUACGCCCAUGAAAACGGGUGCGCGUGGGAUGUAGAAACGUGUUAUGAAGCUGCGAUAAAUGGACACUUUGCUUGUCUGCAAUACGCCCAAGAAAAUGGGUGCCCAGAUCUGAUGCUCAGAUUCGGUUGGUGAAUAAUCAACCAAGUAAUUAAUAACUUUAUUACAGUGAAAAUACCAUAUUAUAACGAACUUUCAAUUGAUAAAAUUUUCUGUUUAAUGAAAUAUUUUUAAAAAUCAAACCAAAUUAGAACCGUGUUUAUAUUGUUUUAUUUAACUUGUUGAGUUAUCACUAAUUUUUUGUUGAACGUAACACUUUAAUUUCGGAAACAUACUGGUUUUACAAUGAUAAUUUUUCUUUUUAAUUAUUUUACAUAUUUAUUAAUGGUAGCAUUGCUUGUAGAUUAUGCAAGUAAUAGUUAGUGAUGUAAAUUUGUUUAAUAAAAAUGUAUAAUAUUUAAUUAUACAUGAUGUAUAGAACUAUUUUAUACAAUGGUGUUCAAUUUGUUAAAAACUUUUUAUAAUUAUAAUUUUCUAAUUAUUAAAUAUAUUUUUAUAUUUCUAUUAAAUUUUUCUAUGAAUUAUGUUAUAUUUAACUUUAACUGUCAAAAGUCUUGUUAAAAUUAUGAUUUAUGUUCAUUAAAUUUUUAUUAUUUACUUUACUUGUUUACUCUUGUUGUCUUGCUUAUUUAUUUAAUUUACAAUUUCUCUAUUAUUUUAUACACACGAUUCAAUUUUCAAAUGUGAAAUGUAAAAUGCUACAAUGAUUGAGUAAUCAAAUUUAAAUUUUUUUGUAAUUUAAAAUUUACAUAUCUUUUAAAACAGGAUGUUAUUUCAAGACUAAUAUGAUAGUGAGAAUUUUGACUCAUUCGGUAAUGGACGAUUUUUUUUACAAUGAUGUUUUUUUGCUUUGUUAAUUUUUUUAUAAAAUAAUUUUAUAUUUCUAUAAAUGGUUGCAUUGGUUGCAGAUUAUAAUAAUAACAGUGAUAUAAAUUUGUAUAAUAGAAAUGAGUAUCAUUGUAUUGUACACAAUGUAUAGAAUUAUUUUAUAGAAUGGGGUUAAAUUUGUAUAAAAUUUCUUUUCUUUUGCUAAAUUGAAAACAUUUAUUUUGUAAAUUGUCACAUUGAUGAAGACCAAAGUAUUUAAAUUUAUAUUUGUUAAAAUUGUUAUUUAUUAAUACUCAAAUAUUUUUUUUUUAUGUACAGAGCUGUAACUAUAAAGAUGAGAAAACUAAAGUAUGAUUCAUGUUUUUUAAAAUUGUUAUUAAUUACUUUACUUGUUGACUUAUUAAUUUUGAAAUUAAUUUAUAAUAGCUCUAAUUUGUAUCAAUAAGGUUCAAUUUUCAAAUGUGAAAUGUACAAUGCCACAAUAGUUGAAUAAUCAAUUUUAAAUUUACAUAUUUUUUAAUAUAGGAU